Syngnathoides biaculeatus (alligator pipefish) is the source of this 3869-nucleotide messenger RNA. Its product is annotated as caspase recruitment domain-containing protein 10. NCBI's taxonomy places the organism in Eukaryota, Metazoa, Chordata, Actinopteri, Syngnathiformes, Syngnathidae. Gene Ontology annotation, biological process: regulation of apoptotic process. The record is from RefSeq and is a predicted model, not a curated record. Gene Ontology annotation, molecular function: protein binding.
AUGCGACGAGCAGUCCGGACUUUGGACCUCAACAUUAAGACGUUUGGCAACAUGAGCGGUGUCACAGUUUGGGCAGAGGAAGGUGAACUCACUCAGGAGGAAAACAGAUCUUCUCCUUCAUGGUCAGAAGAGCACUGUGAGGAGCUGUGGGAUCGUGUGGAAGGAGUGCGACAUAAGCUCACCCGCAUUCUUAACCCGGCCAAACUCACGCCAUACCUGCGCCAGUGCAAGGUCAUUGAUGAGCAGGAUGAAGAUGAGGUGCUCAACUCCAUUCAGUACCCUCUGCGCAUCACCAAGGCCGGUCGUUUGCUGGACAUUCUGCGUGGCCAGGGUCCGCGAGGUCUUCAAGCCUUCAUGGAGUCACUGGAGUUCUACCAUCCAGAGCAAUACACACAGCUGACUGGGGAGCAGCCUACACAGCGCUGCUCUCUUAUAUUAGAUGAGGAAGGCCCAGAGGGAUUGACUCAAUUUCUGCUGGUAGAGGUUCGAAAACUCAGAGAGCAGCUUCGAAACAGCCGAAUGUAUGAGCGUCGCUUGUCUCAACGCUGUCGGGUGGCCGAGGAUGACCGGAGCCGUGCUGAACGUAAAGCUCAAGAGUUGCGUCAUGACAGACUGCAGCUAGAGAGGCUACGUCAUGAUUGGGAGUCGGCCAGUCGAGAGCUGGGCAAGCUUAAAGACCGACAUUUGGAGCAGUCAGUGAAGUACACCAAGGCUUUGGAAGAGCAAGGCAAAGCCUCCAUACGAGAGAAAGAACUCCUCAAGCAGGUAGAAGCGUUAAAGUCCAGGUUAACGGCAGAGCAUCAAAUUAUGAAUCCUGAAAAAAGUCGGAUUCAAACUAAUGCAAAGAACACCUUGUUGUCCACUGGGGGACUUGGUUGUCCACCAGCUUUACCCAAAAAGCCAUCGUACCUUAUUGAAGUCCCGAGUACAGAAAAUCCAGGAACUCAGACGAAAGAGCCAAUUCCGACUACUGGAGUCAUAGCUCUGAUGGAUAUCCUACGGCAGGAUCGCAGGGAGGCUGCAGAGCAGAGACAGGAGCUCUGCCACUUCAUCGCUAGACUUCAAGGGGAGGUACAUAGCACUGAGGAGCACAGGGAUAAGCUGCAGUCACAGUGUGAGCAGCUUCAGCUGAAGGUGAGAACUCUCCAGCUGGACUGGGAGACAGAGCAAAAGAGGAGUAUCUCCUACUUUAACCAGAUCAUGGAACUUGAAAAGGAGAGGGACCAGGCCAUGCGUAGUCGGGACAGCCUGCAGUUGGAGUACACCGACUGUCUAUUGGACAAGAACCGUCUGCGUAAACGCAUUGCAGAGCUGCAAGCCAACACGGAGCAGCUGCAGAGGGAGUUGGAGCGAGAGACAGAAAAGAGCAGGGAGCAAAUGGAGCAGAGCAGUCACUGUCUGCACUGUUCCCACAUGUCCCUGUGCAGUGAAGACCAGUGCUAUGGACCUUGCUGCUCCCUUGGCCUGGACUUGAGCCUCCCUGUUAAUGGCUCUCAUCUUCACUUACGGAAGGCAUCCUCCAGAAGCCAAGCCAAUGACAAUUCAGAGGAUUCUCAUUCCAACUCUGAAGAGAAUCCACUGUCAUCGACAGAAGAUGAAAAGGAAAUAAAUCGGCUCUCAACAUUCCCAUUUCCUCCGUGUAUGAACUCCAUCAACCGAAGAGUCAAUACAGAGUUUGACUUGGACUCUUGGGGCAGUGAUGACAAUGACAACAUUCCAGGUGGAUAUAGUGAACCUUCUCUAUGGGAUUCCUGGAACUCCCUCCAGUCUCAUCUCUUCCCUCCUGAUCUGGUCAAUCUGCCGCCUGUAAAGGCGCAUCAAGACAAUCCCAGCACUCUAAGGAAAACUUCCAUCUCUCCAUCUUCAAGCCCUCCCGUGACACCAAAGCACGGAAGAACCAGCCUGGCUGAUGACAUUACGAUAACUGGUGGAAACCAAACAGGAAUAUUUGUCAGCCACGUUAAAGCUGGCUCAGUGGCAGAACGAUGUGGGCUGAAGGAGGGAAGUGAGCUGCUGGAGCUACAGAAUGUUCUCUUUGGUGGAGGAAAUCUUCUGUUCAGCCAGUGCACCGCUGAAGUAGCACACUUUUCCCUACAAUGGUGGACUGAACCAUCUGCACUCAAACACCAAAGCAACCCAGAGGCAUAUGCCGAGCUGUGCUCCCAGUUUUCUUGGCCUACUUUCAAGGGUGCUGACUCAUUUUACGUGCGGGUCAAUCUCAACAUUGAGCCUCUCGGAGACCCGCCGUCUCUGAGUGUAUCCUGUGAUGACAUCAUACAUGUCACGGACACAAGGUGCAACGGCAAAUAUCACUGGCACUGUUCCUUGGUGGACCCUCUCACGGCCGACCUCCUGCUGGCAGGAAAUAUGCCCAAUUAUAACAGGGCACAGCAGCUGUUACUCGUCAAGUUACAGAAAAUGGCCCUGGAGCAAAAGGACUUCAGAAAGAAGUUCAUGAAAAAAUCAUCUGGUCGAGUUCGUCUGGUUAAGGCACUGGACCCCAAAUGCCGUGGGAUAGGGCCCUCACAACAGGUUCUUUACACACUGAACAAACGACAUGAGGAGCACUUGAUUCCUUAUAGUCUUGUGGCACCAGUGAAGGUUCAGUCUAAGCGGCCCAUCAUCUUCUCACCAUCUCUCCUCUCCCGUGGCCUCAUCGAGAGACUGAUGCAGCCUGUCGAGUCUGGGUUACGGUACAACACCUGUGCACCAGAGACGAUAACAGCAUCUGAGAGGAGAAGCAAGAGCGUAUUUCUGUUGGAUUCCCAGGCACAAGAGCCAAUGCUGGGCGUACGGCUACAGUCCAUACAAGAAGUCAUCGGCCAGGACAAACACUGUUUGUUAGAGUUGGGGUUGCCCUGUGUUGAGGAUUUGUUGAGACAAGGGAUUUAUCCUAUUGUCAUCCACAUCCAGCCAAAGACCAAAAAAUACAAGAAGCUCAGAAAGUUUUUGCCACGGUGUGGGGAUGAAAGUGCAAUGGAGGAGAUGUGCCAGUUGGAGCAAUUGCAGCUGGAGACUCUGCCCCUACUCUACUACACAUUGGAGCCCAUUAAGUGGAGUUGCACAGAAGAGCUGCUCACAGCCAUACGCAAUGCCAUCAAUAUCCAGCAGAUGUCAGUAGCUUGGGUUGAGCUUGAUAGGUUGUAGUAAUCUCUGCAGUAUCUCUGCACGCUACCAAAAAAAAAAAAAAAAUGUCACAAAUGUCGACAACCCUCCUGUAGAAGCUAGAAGCAUGAAUAUAAUGACUCAGGAUUUGUCAAGAAACCACAAUCAUAUUUCUGAUCUGAACUGAUUUCAAAUCUUCAUCUUGACUGCAUAGAAUAUCGUUUAAUCAACUUGGGUGUUGAUCGUUAUGUUGACAUAACUGUACUCGUUCUCAUGGUGCCAGGAUUUAUUGACUUUUUUUAUAUCGACUUCUGCACUGGAGGCAGCACGGUGGACAACUGGUUAGCACAUCUGGCUCACAGUUCUAAGGUGUUCAAAUCCGGUCUCGCCUGUGUGGAGUUUGCAUGUUCUCCCCAUGCCUGCAUGGGUUUUCUGCAGGUUCUCUGGUUUCCUCCCACAUUCAAAAAACAUGCAUGGCAGGUUAAUUGAAGACUCUAUAUCGGCCUUAGGUAUGAAUGUGAGUGUAAAUGGUUGUGUGUUUACGGUAUAUGUGUCCUAGGGUUGGCUGGACACCAGUUCAGGGUGUACCCCGCCUCUAACCUGAAGCCAAAAAAAAAAAAUGGAUGAAUGGUGCUUUUUUUUUAAGCAUUCCUCAACUUUCCCUUUUGUUGUCCCUGUGUCAUCUUUUUUUCGAAUGUGUUUGUUGUUUUUAGACCAUGUGAACUUUAAUGUUUUCAUAGAGAUAUUUGGAUAGCUUUUUUUUU